UGCUUCUACUGGCACGCAGACGCACACAGCUGUUUAGCCAUCAUUUAGCCGGUUCAACCUGUGGUUUUGAUUUUGAAAUGUGCCUUUGGGUUCGCUUUGUUCGCGAGCUGUUCUGACCAACUUUUGGGCAACCUAAGGGAAAGACAUGACGACUUUCGAUGGCAAGGUGAUUGAGGUUGGUGCCCGUGUGGAGGUGGCUGGCAAAGAUGUGCGUGGUCGGGUGGCUUUUGUUGGUAACACAAGCUUCUCCUCUGGCCGCUGGGUGGGUGUGGUCCUGGAUGAGCCCAAGGGCAAGAACAAUGGCACUGUCCAGGGACGUACCUACUUCUCCUGUGCUGACAACCAUGGCAUUUUUGUGCGCCAGUCGCAGCUACGGCUGUUGGAGGAAGAACCUCCUGGUGAUACUCCAGAGCAAGCAAAGCCCCUUGCCACAACCACUCCAGGGCCAGCUGCUGAGGUGGUAACACUUGACCAGCCAGAACCCCUUUCUCGUACCUGGGUAGUGGAAGAGGCCAGCCAGGACAAACAGGCUGCACAGAAGGAGCAGGAUGCUGAGAAGCAGGCUCUCAAGGCCCAGAUAGUAGACUUGCAUGAGAAGCUGGACACUCUGAUGCAAAAAAGGCAGGAGAGCAAAGCACAGCUUAGAGACUAUGAGCGCACACGACUGCAGCUCCAGCAGCUACUUGAAUUCAAGAGCAAGAUCACAGAGUCCCAGGUUGAGUUGCAGAAGCAGCUGGCACAGGCACGGCGUGAGGCUCAGGAAGCUCAUGACGAGCGAGAGCGCCAUGCUGAGGAGGUGUCUGAUCUUGUGGAAUCUAUUGAGAUGGCCACAGUGGAGAAGGAAAUGGCUGAGGAGAAACUGGAACAGCUGCAGCAAGAGGUAGACCAUUGGAAAGAGAAGUAUGAGAUGCUUGAGCUAGAUUACAAAAUUCUUACUUCUGAGCUGUCUACAGGGGAACCCAGUAGUUAUAAGGAGCGCCAGUUAGCACAAGAGAAUGAAAAGAUGCGGGAAGCCCUUGUACGUUUACGUGACCUGACUACUCAGUUGAAGCAUGAGAAGCAGCAGCACAAGAAGGAACUGGAUCGAUGCCGGGCUGAGGUGCAAGAGCUAUCACGGAUAAAACAACAGCUGGAAGAACGGUACCAACAAGCAGACUGCUCCAUCACAGAGUUGCAAGAGCAGCUGGACAUGGCUUUGGGCGCAGAGGAGAUGGUAGAGCACCUGACCGAGAAGAACCUAGACCUGGAAGAGACUGUGCGUGACCUGCGCGAGGCAGUGGAUGACAUGGAGAAGCUGCAUGACCUCAAUGAGGAACUGCUGCAGCAGGCACGUGAGACUGAGCUUGAGCUGCGUGAAGAGCUCUCUCAUGCGCAAGUACGCCUGGCUGACAGCCACAGGCGCGUUGAGGCAGCUCAUGAGGCCCUAGCUGAUUGUGAGCAGACGUUGGCCAAGUACCAAGCAUUGGUGGCCCAACUUCGGGAACAAGCCCAGGGCCUGGAACAACAGCUUCAAUCUGAGCCAACACCUGUGGCUGUGGAAGCAAGUGAGCUGGCACUGCGGCUGGCUCAGGGCAAGGCACACGCUCGCGCUGUUGACCUAGAGCUGCGGCGGCUUGAAGUGGCUCAGGCCAAUCGGCAUGUGGACUACCUUACAGCCUUCCUUUCUGAGAACUUCCUAGCUCAUGAGCAUGAAGGUGUGCUAAUGUUGCUGCUGGUAGCACGCCUUGGGGCGAAGUGUGGCAUUCUGGCCAAGCAACUGGAGCAGCGCUGGGCAGGUGUGGCACCAGGGCCAGGACAACCCCUUGAGUCGGUGCAGUAUGCACAUGCGUGCUUUGUGCGGUUCCUUCUGGGACGGCUGCAGGGCCUUCUGCAUCAGUACGCCACUGCCCUAGACACUUGCAGUGUGGAGCUGUUUGCCAAGACAGCUACUCUGUAUCCUGAAAUGUUGGGCCAUGAAAAGUUGUUGGACCUGUAUGUGCAGCUUCUUCGCAAGGAUGAGCUGGAUGAGAAUGUGUCCCUGGGGAACCUGGAGCGGGCGCUGUCCUAUUUCCAAAGUUUGUAUGCUGUACACCUAUCCAACGAGCGACAGGAUGAACGGCACUUGCUCACCCAAAAUUUGCGGUGCCUGGUGCUAUCCUGUGAGGCUGUGAAGUGUGCCUUGGGCUUUGUGCGCCAUGUUCUUGGUGCACAAGGUGGGGACCUGGCUGCUUUGCUUGAUGCUGCGCUUGCCUCAGCCUCUGAUUUGCUGCAAGCGGUGCGCAAGGUUCGUCGGCGGAUGCCUCAUGAUGAGAGCCCCAUCACACUGGGAGCAGAGGCACGGGAGCAGCUGGAGGCAGAGGUGCGCAGCUUGGGCCAGGUGGUGCAAGCGGCAUGUGCCUUGCAGCGUGCAGUUUCAUCCCGCAUUGAGAAUGAACUCCAGUUACCUCUGGACAAGAUGAAGGAAUUAGCCCAUGAGGCCACUGACCGUGUCUAUGGCAAGGAGGACCAGGGGCCUGAUUGCCUGCGUGAAGCACUGGCAGCAGCUGUGAGCACCCUGGAGGGCAUGGCUGAUGCAGUACAGCCACAGGAACCCCAGCCCAAACCUACAGCACCUAUCCAACUGAGAGCUCAGGCAGCUCGUCAACAAGCACGUGACCUUGAAGCAGUGCGUGCCAGCCUGGAAGCUCGUGAAAAUGACAUCAUUGCCCUCAAAAAGGCGCUCAAGAUCAAGAGUGAAGAAUGCAGCGAAAUGUGUGUUCGUAAAGACAUGGCAGAGAAGAAACUGGAGGUACUGACCCGGGACAGUGAUGAAAGAGUAGACAAGGUGCAAAGACAGCUGGAUGAAACAAGGAUGCGGCUUCGCAAGAAAGAAAAAGAGUUUGAAGAGACCAUGGACCAUUUACAAGCCGACAUUGAUGCUUUGGAAACAGAGCGUGGUGAACUGAAAGACAAGUUAAAAAUGAUCUCUAAGAAGACUCUUUACAAGGGACUGUCUGAAACAGUCGGCAUGCCAGCAAAUACAAGCUGGCCACAGCUGCAGGACAUCAAGGCAGCAUUGCGACAUGUCCACAGUGAGCGAGCCAAGCUGGAAAGCCACCGUGUGAGCCAGCUGCUCGCAUCAUUGGCACCACUGGUGCCAGUACCACCACGUGUCGAGCAGCAGCGUGAUGCAUGUGCAAAGGCUGCACGUGCCCAAAUUCAGGCCCUGUCACUGUGUGUCCAGGUCCGUGUGGUGGAUCUGAGCAACCGGCGUGCUUCCAGCUGUGCUCAGGAACCAAACUGGGGUGCCCUGGUUGAGGCACGUCGUUCCCUUGAGGCUUCGCGGAAUGAGCUCAUGCUGCUGCGCGCAUUGGGUGUGGCGCGUGUGGCUGCUGCGUGGCGUGCCUUUCCUAACCCUGCCAUGGUUCGCCUUCUUCAGGCACAAUAGCUUCCUGCCUUAUGAACAGCUCUGCUAAGCAUUGCCAAAUCGGCUUUUUAUUUUCUUCAUAUCUGGAAGCGUGGGCCAUCAUGCUUACUUUUGUAUAAAAUCUUAAUACAAGGAUUCACUCUGGUUCUAUAUGAGUCAAAUAUUUCACACUGUUUUAUUAUUUUACUAUUUUACCAUUUUACUGUAUUGUGCACUUAGGAUAGGGAAUGCAUUAGUGACGAAUAACACAGCAUAGCCCUUUUUGCAAGCUGUAUUUAGCACUGGGUGGUGGCUACAACGCACAUGAGGGCAAGAUCUAAGCAACUCUGAAGUGCAUCGCCAUGAUAACUUAUUGAAACUCUUUAUAAGCUUUCAGGUUAUUUGAUUUUUUCUGAGCCAAGCUGCAUGUGAUUGUGCCUACUGCUAGCACUCCUUUCAUAUUAAUGCACCCUUUGUUGGAGAAAUAAACAUGCUUCUUUGCUGGGA
Molecule: messenger RNA, 3871 nt
Organism: Dermacentor andersoni
Lineage: Eukaryota; Metazoa; Arthropoda; Arachnida; Ixodida; Ixodidae
Gene: DCTN1-p150
Product: dynactin subunit 1
Biological process (GO): cytoplasmic microtubule organization
Cellular component (GO): cell cortex; microtubule plus-end; nucleus
Molecular function (GO): microtubule plus-end binding
Source: RefSeq, a predicted model, not a curated record